AUGCGGGUGUGGGAUUGUGACACCUACAAAAGUCUAGGUCCGAAUAAGGCACAUUUUGGAUCUGUGAAAGAGUUUUGGGAGAACAUAAAAGGUGACUUUAUGAGAUUUAUAAGUGAUUUUCAUGUGAAUGAGAGGUUGCCGAAUCUCAAUCGACGUUUGUUAAAGGUAGACAAAUUUUGGACGGGAUCUAAAUUGCAAAUAAAGUGGUCUAUGAGGCAAAAAAAGAAGAAAAAAGAGUUAAUUUUGUUCAAAGUGGACUUCGAGAAGGGAUAUGACUCAGUUGAGUGGGAUUACCUAGAGCUUGUGAUGGCAAAGAAGGGUUUUCUAGAGAAAUGGCGUAAAUGGAUUUUGGAAUGUGUUGGUUCACUAUUAAUUUCUGUGCUAGUGAAUGGGAGCCCUGUAGAAGAGUUUGCUAUGCAGAGGUUCAUGGCUUCAAACUACGGCAUAAAUGCUUAUAGUAUGUUGGCAGGUGUUAAUGUUAAUUGUCCCAUUCAAAUAUUUGGGGUUGCUUAUCGGUGA
Messenger RNA from Cicer arietinum (chickpea), 519 nucleotides. RefSeq lists its product as uncharacterized. The record is from RefSeq and is a predicted model, not a curated record. NCBI's taxonomy places the organism in Eukaryota, Viridiplantae, Streptophyta, Magnoliopsida, Fabales, Fabaceae.